AUGAAUAGAGGUACUAAUGUUCAAAACAAUCCACCUUCUCGUGUAGUAUACUUGGGUUCUAUACCAUAUGACCAGACAGAGGAGCAACUGUUAGAUUUGUGUCGUAAUGUUGGUCCUGUGGUGAAUUUGAAGUUGAUGUUUGAUCCACAAACUGGGAAAUCUAAAGGUUAUGCAUUUGUCGAGUAUAAGGAUUUAGAGACUAGUGCAAGUGCUGUUCGUAACUUGAAUGGUUAUCCAAUCGGUUCUAGAUUUCUAAAAUGUGGUUAUUCUAGCAAUAGUGAUAUUGGUAGUGGUGGUGGUAAUGAUUUGAUUGGUAAUGAUCAAGAUUUUGGAAAUAAUAAUGGUAGUAGUAAUGGUAACAGUUCAAAUACAUUCUUACGAUUUCCUGAGUUGCCUUCUGGUAUUGACGUCAAUAUAAAUAUGACUACACCAGCAAUGAUGAUAUCCAGUGAAUUGUCUAAGAAGAGUCCUGAGGAACAAUUAGAGAUCCUAUCAAAGUUUCAAGAUUGGAGCAAAGAAAAUUUAGAUGAUGCAAUUGCACUAUUAGAAGAGUGCCCACAACUGGUCAUUUCCUUUGCUGAAAUGUUAUUAACUAAUGGUAUUUCAAAAACAGACGAUCUGCUUCCCUUGGCGGUUCAAUCGAAUACUAACUCUAAUGACCAAAACCAAAAUGAAUCUGAUAAGGAUCCUAAACUCCAGGAAAAGCAAAAAAAUCUAUUGAAACAAGUAUUACAAUUAAGUGAUAGCGAAAUUUCAAUCUUACCAGAUGAUGAAAGAAUGGCCAUAUGGGAUAUCAAGCAAAAGGCAAUGAAGGGAGAAUACGGAAUGAUAUGA
Messenger RNA from Vanderwaltozyma polyspora DSM 70294, 834 nucleotides. RefSeq names its product Rna15p (gene RNA15). Gene Ontology annotation, biological process: mRNA 3'-end processing. The coding region runs from base 1 to 834 and encodes 277 amino acids. The record is from RefSeq and is a predicted model, not a curated record. Lineage: Eukaryota; Fungi; Ascomycota; Saccharomycetes; Saccharomycetales; Saccharomycetaceae. Gene Ontology annotation, cellular component: mRNA cleavage and polyadenylation specificity factor complex. The transcript has a single exon. Gene Ontology annotation, molecular function: mRNA binding.